AUGUGGUGUAAUCCAUCCAUCCAUUCUCCUCGCUGUGUUCCGGACAACCGGAUUCCCCUCACCGCGCCAUCGCCACAAACGCUGCCCGUGCCCGACUCCCCGCCCCGCGCUCGACACUCCCCCAUCAGCAUCCGCGUCCACUGGCCACAAUCAUGGCCGCCCUCCUCUUCUCCUCCACCCGCCUCUCCGCCACCACCUCCACCUCCUCUCGCCCGGCGCCCAGCUUCCUCUCCUUCCCCACCACCCCCAGCCUCAUCACUCGGCGUCGCAGCCGGGCCCUGCUCCUCGCCUCCUCCGCUCCGCCGCCCGCCCCGGCCCCGGCUGCGGCGGCGCAGCCCUUCCGCGCGCUUCCAGCCUCCGAGACCACGGUCCUCGUCACGGGCGCCACGGGCUACAUCGGCCGCUACGUCGUCCGGGAGCUCCUACGCCGGGGCCACCGCGUGCUCGCUGUGGCCCGCCGCAGCAGCGGUAUCCGCGGCCGCAACUCCCCCGAGGACGUCGUCUCCGACCUCGCCCCGGCCCGCGUCGUCUUCUCCGACGUCACCGACCCGGCGGCCCUGCUCGCGGACCUCUCCCCGCACGAGCCCAUCCACGCCGCCGUCUGCUGCCUCGCCAGCCGCGGCGGCGGCGUGCAGGACUCGUGGCGCGUCGACUACGAGGCCACGCUGCACACGCUCCAGGCCGCGCGCGGGCUCGGCGCGGCGCAUUUCGUGCUCCUCUCCGCCAUCUGCGUCCAGAAGCCGCUCCUCGAGUUCCAGCGCGCCAAGCUCAAAUUUGAGGAGGAGCUCGCCGGUGAGGCCGCGCGGGACCCCGCGUUCACCUACAGCAUCGUCCGCCCCACGGCCUUCUUCAAGAGCCUCGGCGGCCAGGUCGAGACCGUCAAGAACGGCCAGCCGUACGUCAUGUUCGGCGACGGCAAGCUCUGCGCCUGCAAGCCCAUCAGCGAGGACGACCUCGCCGCCUUCAUCGCCGACUGCAUCUUCGACGAGGACAAGGCCAACAAGGUGCUGCCCAUCGGCGGGCCCGGGAAGGCGCUCACGCCGCUGGAGCAGGGAGAGAUGCUGUUCCGGCUGCUCGGGCGCGAGCCCAAGUUCAUCAAGGUGCCCAUCCAGAUCAUGGACGGUGUCAUCUGGGUGCUCGAUGGAUUGGCCAAGCUGUUUCCGGGGCUGGAGGACGCCGCCGAGUUCGGCAAGAUUGGGAGGUACUACGCAUCGGAGAGCAUGCUGCUGCUGGACCCGGAGACCGGGGACUACAGCGACGAGUUGACGCCAAGCUAUGGCAAGGACACGCUCGAGCAGUUCUUUGAGAGGGUGAUAAGGGAAGGGAUGGCGGGGCAGGAGCUUGGCGAGCAGACCAUAUUCUAGGGCAUUUUCCAUUACCAGUUUCUGGGCAAGGAGCGAGCUUGUAAAUUCCGGAUCGAGAUUGUAGAGAGACAGAGUGGUGAGAAUUUGGGUGAGAAUUUGACUUCUGAUUAUGCAAACACGGUCCACAAUUCAAUUCUACCGUAGUACAAUGCAUUCUCUAAUGUUAAGGAGGCGUAAUUUUGCUAUUCGAAGUCGUAUAUAAAUCAAAGAUGACUUCUUUUCUGCAGA
Messenger RNA from Phragmites australis (common reed), 1592 nucleotides. RefSeq names its product divinyl chlorophyllide a 8-vinyl-reductase, chloroplastic-like. The record is from RefSeq and is a predicted model, not a curated record. NCBI's taxonomy places the organism in Eukaryota, Viridiplantae, Streptophyta, Magnoliopsida, Poales, Poaceae. The coding region runs from base 153 to 1364 and encodes 403 amino acids. Gene Ontology annotation, molecular function: oxidoreductase activity. The transcript has a single exon.